CAGUAGUUGAGAGACACAGAGAGUCCCAGAGAUAGGUGGUGGUGGUGGUGGUGGUGGGGUAAUUAUCUGGCGUUUGUUGGCUGGCCCUCCCCAAGCUGCUGCUCGGAGCAGCGACACAAUGCAGCCGGGCCAAGCAGUGCAGGAAACACGCCGUGAUUGACAGCUGCGCUGUCCCAAAAAGGCUCCCAAGAAGAUGCUUAUCGGCCGGUGUGUAUAGGAGAGAAGGAUAAGGCGCGGGCGCUGCACUGUUCCCCGCAGUGCGCGCGGAGCCCGAACCCAGCGGUGCACUGUCUGUCCCCUUCAGGCCCCCUGGAGGAGGUGGGGGUCCGAUCCCACAGCCCCCGCCCCUCGCGCCCGGAAGACGCUUCUGCCUCACUCGCUGUCCCUCUGGGUGCUUUGGGGAGCGGUGCUUCGGCCGAUUGGCCGCUCGCUCCACCCGGGCUCGCCAUGCACUGCCACGCCGAGCUGAGGCUGAGCUCUCCCGGCCAGCUCAAAGCAGCCAGGCGGCGCUACAAGACUUUCAUGAUCGACGAGAUUCUCUCCAAGGAGACCUGCGACUACUUUGAGAAACUUUCCCUCUAUUCUGUGUGCCCUUCACUCAUCGUCCGACCCAAACCCCUGCAUUCCUGUACUGGCUCCCCUUCUCUUCGGGCAUACCCUCUUCUCUCUGUGAUCACCCGACAGCCUCCUGUUAUCUCCCACCUGGUCCCUGCCACCCCUCGCAUUGCCCAGGCUUUGUCAUGUCGCCCAGCCACAGAGGCUACCUCUGAUGCUCCAGCCAGCGAGGUCCCAGCCAGCAGUGAGUCUGAGACUGAACAGCCAACUCCCAGGUUGAAAAAACCCCGUCGUAGCCGUACCAUCUUCACAGAGCUGCAGCUCAUGGGAUUAGAGAAAAAGUUUCAGAAGCAGAAAUAUCUAUCCACACCAGACAGGUUGGACCUUGCCCAGUCUCUGGGACUCACUCAACUCCAAGUAAAGACUUGGUAUCAAAAUCGCAGAAUGAAAUGGAAGAAAAUGGUUCUAAAAGGUGGGCAGGAAGCUCCUACCAAACCCAAAGGGCGUCCCAAGAAGAACUCCAUCCCCACCUCAGAAGAGAUUGAAGCUGAAGAGAAAAUGAAUAGUCAAGCUCAGAAUCAGGAUGUGCUAGAGCCCACUCAGGAACACAAGAAGCUGGAACCUCCAGAGGAACCCAAGGCAUCUGAUCUCCCCACAGAGGCCCUUGAGUCCCCCAGUAGCCAGUCCCAGGAGCUGCCACCUCCCUCUUCGGAGACAGCAUCAUCAAGCUAAAAUUUACCUUUUCUUGGGAGGGGAGGGAGUGACUGAGGGUAAGAGGAAAAGGAGGCAGGGGGAAGUAAGGAGAAAAAACUCACCAAAGAACUCACACCUGAUGUGCCUGGGGAGGAGAGAAGGCAGGCAAACCCUUCCCCUCCUCCCAGAAUGUUCUCACAUCAUCAUCAGCAUGCAUGCACUUGAAUGAACCCUUGUUUGUUUUAGGCCUUGCUCCUGCUGAAAGGGUGUGCUGCCACAGGGCUACCCAACUUGCCUAAAGGAAGAGAGCUCCUUGGGGAUCUUACUGACACCAUGGUUGUCAUGGAGAUGGUUCCAUGGAGAUGGAAUACCCAGGUAUUCUGGCUGAGAAUACCUAUCUAUGGGGUAGGCUGUAUCCUGGAACAAAGAGGGAGGACGCCAUAGCUCUUUUCUCUAUCAGCUCCAGGGCAACCACCAAUCAAAGCAGAGAGAUAUGGAAGAACUGGGGCAGCUGCCCAAUUUCCUUGGUGACCUAGCACUUAUUUCUUGUAGGUUUUAAAAGAAAACAUUUAAAAUUUUUUGAGGGGAGGGGGAAGGGCAGGGUGGGUCAGGGGAUAAGGGAGUUCUGAAUUACUAGAGUUGUUUCUGAAGAAAGUUCCUGUUUGUUUGUUUGAUGUGUGCCUUUGUACCAAUUAAAGGGUGAUAAGGUGACCCAAGAACAUUUUCCUAUAGCCUUGCUCCAGUGGGGAUGUCAUCCCCAACAGCUGCAACGCAGAUGUGUUAAGAUAACUUUUAUUUUUUAAUUAAAAAAUAAAUAAUUGAA
Antechinus flavipes (yellow-footed antechinus) is the source of this 2071-nucleotide messenger RNA. RefSeq names its product BARX homeobox 2 (gene BARX2). The record is from RefSeq and is a predicted model, not a curated record. The coding region runs from base 448 to 1287 and encodes 279 amino acids. Gene Ontology annotation, biological process: regulation of transcription by RNA polymerase II. Lineage: Eukaryota; Metazoa; Chordata; Mammalia; Dasyuromorphia; Dasyuridae. Gene Ontology annotation, cellular component: nucleus. Gene Ontology annotation, molecular function: RNA polymerase II transcription regulatory region sequence-specific DNA binding; DNA-binding transcription factor activity, RNA polymerase II-specific. The transcript is spliced from 4 exons.